UGUAGGUCAAAUAGAAACCGUUAUUACCUGCUUGCAAAUGUGGGUCAUAAAACAUGUAGUUAAUCCCCGACAGCUUGCACGUCAUAAACCCAAGCAGAUGCAAGUUAAACUUAAAUUUACCUGCAACUACAAACAGAUAUAAACAUAUAUAAAGAUGCCGCUGAGUCUGAAGCUAAGGCAGUUGAUCUUUGAUUUUGGCACAGCCAACAAGUCGCGAUGGUGCUCGAUACUGUGACGAGGAACAUUGUAAAGUCAUUGAAGGAUAACUAUAGCUACGAGGAAAUCGCACAAAUGCUGGAGUGCGAUGUGGAGAGCGUGGUCAGCUGCAUUACGGAGACGGAGCUAAGCAACAGCAAAAUGCCAAAGCUAAAGCUGAGGCCGUUGCCGGAGUUACAGAAUAGACGAGAGGUUGGACGGCCGAAGGUGUUCGAGAAUCGCAAAUUGGUGGAGCAGAUGCUGAGAGAGCAUCCACACUACACAUCCAUAGAUGUGCAGCGCGAGCUAAUAAGUCGAUUUGGCAUUGAGGUCAGUCGGCGCACUCUACAGCGGCGCAUCAGUGAGAUUAGGGCGCGCCAGUCUCCGGCAAGGAAUGGGACCCUGAGUGCGACUGUUCGGCAACGGCGCUUGGAAUGGGCGCGCGCUCAUGCGGAGUGGACCGUGCAGGACUGGCGCAAUAUCUUCAAUAUGGACGAUCACAAGUCUACGAUGGGCACAAUGCCCAAGGAAAUAUAUGUGGACACAUUGCUGGGACCGGACUGCGGUGAUUGCAAAGAUUUGAAUCUGUUGGAGCAAUUAAUGAACAUAUUACAGCCCAAGAUACAGGAUCAGGCACCUCAGAAUGUCAGCGAGUUUCGAUCGGUGCUCUACGACAUCUGGCACAGCGAUCAGGAGCUGGUCAACAAGAUUGAGCAGCUAUACGAGACGAUGGCAUGGCGUGUGGAGGCGGUUCUCCAAAACGGCGGCGCAGAGAUCGAAUCUAGCUGAAUAGAUGCAGCGAUUUGAGAUACAUUUUGUGAUAACAUAGAUACAUAAACCUUAA
Messenger RNA from Drosophila navojoa, 1039 nucleotides. RefSeq lists its product as uncharacterized. The record is from RefSeq and is a predicted model, not a curated record. Gene Ontology annotation, biological process: DNA transposition; DNA integration. NCBI's taxonomy places the organism in Eukaryota, Metazoa, Arthropoda, Insecta, Diptera, Drosophilidae. Gene Ontology annotation, molecular function: DNA binding.